UUCAUAAUUUUCACUACUAUUUGCGUUUUAAUUCAUUUCCCUACUUGUACGUUUGCCAAUUAUUGAAAACUGUAUGCUGUGCUAGAGUUUGGAUGAUAAAUUCGAUAUCUGGAACAAAAUCUGCACAAAUUUGACUGUAGUUACGAUCUGAUCCCAAAUUACGAUUCCGUACUUCGCCAAACGAUCAGAAAUAGCGAGUGAAAUCGAUGAUACUGUUGCAGUCGCCCUCCAGAUAUCUCCUCCAAAUCUUGUCUACUCGGGUUCGGAAUCUUGAGAAAGGAGUUGAAUUGGAUUGCCAGUGGAUUGAAUUCGAUGAUGUCCGUUACCAUAUUCAGGCUUCUAUGAAGAAUCCAAAUCUCUUAGUGCUAUCAGUAUCAUUACCUACACCACCUCCAGAAACUGUGUUUUUCGGGGGACUUCCUCCUGAAGCAAUAGAAGCCAUAAAGGCAGCAUAUGGAACGGUUGUACAUAUUCUUGAUCCUCCAAAGGAUGGUUUCAAUCUCACAGUGAAACUGAACCUGUCAAAACUUCCUCCAGAUGAAGAGCAUCGACAAGAACUCCUGGGAAAGAUUGCAUCUAUUAGGGAAGUUGUGCAAGGUGCACCACUGAAAUCUGUUCUAAAACAACUUGUCUCAAGGACAGUUAAAUCUGAGUUGAAUAAGCUUAUUUCCCUAGUGCAUCGGCCAAAUGAAUCCUUUUUCGUUGUACCUCAGGCAGACAAGGUGACGGUGGUUUUCCCCAUGAGAUUCAAGGAUUCUGUAGAUAGCAUUCUUGCUACUUCUUUCCUCCAGGAAUUUGUGGACGCAAGGCGAACUGCUGGACUUGGCAAUGCCCCUCAUUGUUUGUGGUCUCCUUCUCCCCCGCAGGAACUGAAAGGAGCUCCUGCUGAAGCAUUAUUGGCAAAUGCUGGAUUUGUGAGUUUUGUCAUUUCCCCGCGUCACGUGGAAGGCAGAAAGCUGGACAGAACAGUUUGGAGUUUAUCAACAUUUCACGCUUAUGUUAGUUACCAUGUCAAGUGUUCAGAAGGUUUCAUGCAUACUCGGAUGAGGCGACGUGUAGAGUCAUUGAUAGAGGCUUUGGAUCGUGCCAAACCAGAUUGGAAGAAGGUGAAGAAAGCUGUGCAAACUAGAUCCUUUAAAAGACUGAGCAUCAAUGAUGGACGUGCAACUUCAAAUUCCAGAAAUUGAGAUUGCAAGAUCCGCGGAAGAGCCACCAUCACAAUCUGUGAAAUUGCAGAAUCUCCGAGAGCCAAAUAGCAGCAAAGACAGCCAUCGCUAGCAAUUCUUUGUCAAUCUUAAUAUCAUUGCUGCUGAUUAUUUCACAUUUCAAGGAUUUUCCUCAACAAUUGCUUCCGAAUUUUUAGUCGCUUCUAUUUACAUUUUGACAAGAUCUCCUAAUGGGAAAUUCCUGCGUCAUUCUCUACUUGAAACAUAGAAAAUUGAAGCAUGUCGUCUGCCUAAGUAUUUUGGUUUUGGACCAGCAGAGUUUAUAUUAAAGCAUGUGCCUGUUUUGUUGUGAAUGAAUACUUGUAAUCUUCAUUCUUCGAGCAAGAAAUUAUUAUUGCAAUGGAAAUGUUAUUUAUUU
Olea europaea var. sylvestris is the source of this 1584-nucleotide messenger RNA. RefSeq names its product actin-related protein 2/3 complex subunit 2A. Gene Ontology annotation, biological process: actin filament polymerization; Arp2/3 complex-mediated actin nucleation. The record is from RefSeq and is a predicted model, not a curated record. Bases 207 to 1187 code for a protein of 326 amino acids. Gene Ontology annotation, molecular function: structural constituent of cytoskeleton; actin filament binding. Gene Ontology annotation, cellular component: Arp2/3 protein complex; actin cytoskeleton. NCBI's taxonomy places the organism in Eukaryota, Viridiplantae, Streptophyta, Magnoliopsida, Lamiales, Oleaceae. The transcript has 11 exons.